This is a messenger RNA of Closterium sp. Naga37s-1, 345 nucleotides long. NCBI's taxonomy places the organism in Eukaryota, Viridiplantae, Streptophyta, Zygnematophyceae, Desmidiales, Closteriaceae. The record is from the annotation of a GenBank genome assembly.
AUGGAAGGCUUGGCAUUAGCAGGAGCAUGCGGGGCGUCCGAUGCCCUACGAGCCCCUUCCUUCCCUCUUGCAAGGUACUUUGAGGAGGAGGUGGAGGAGGAGAAAGUGGUCGCACCUCCUGCUAUGCCCUAUGUCCCACCUCAGUUCCCACCUCACAUCCACCUAGAGUCGCCGCCCGUUGGUCAGGGGGGGACAGUGGUGUCGCCUUCUGUGGUGAUCGCCGACGAGCAGCGCCUUGUGACUGAGCAGCUGGAGGACGAGAGCAGUAUGGAUAGAGUGCAGCAGAGUGGGGGACAGCAGACAGUGGAGCAGCAGACAGGGCAGCAGCAGAGUGGGGAGAAGUAG